This is a messenger RNA of Phymastichus coffea, 1141 nucleotides long. RefSeq names its product probable enoyl-CoA hydratase, mitochondrial. The transcript has 5 exons. Gene Ontology annotation, molecular function: enoyl-CoA hydratase activity. The record is from RefSeq and is a predicted model, not a curated record. The coding region runs from base 91 to 984 and encodes 297 amino acids. Lineage: Eukaryota; Metazoa; Arthropoda; Insecta; Hymenoptera; Eulophidae. Gene Ontology annotation, cellular component: mitochondrion. Gene Ontology annotation, biological process: fatty acid beta-oxidation.
UCUUAACUUUAAUCUUUACUGCUUUCAUCAAAACUGCGGACGUGUGUGCGAGUGUUGUGUUGAAGAAAAUAUUUCUAAUAUUUGAAAGAUAUGGUGAAUAUGGUGAACCCAGGGAUCAGCCGACUUUUCGCUGGACGUGUGUUCAACCUUGUCAAAAAUACUACCGAAGCACCAAAAUUUUACUCCACGAUAACAUCGCCAGUCUCCUAUGAGUUUAUCAAAGUAGAAAAGACCGGUGAAAAAGAAAAUGUCGGCCUCAUCGUACUGAACCGACCAAAAGCCUUGAACGCGCUGUGUGCUCAGUUAAUGACCGAACUGAACGAUGCAAUUGAAAAAUUUGACAGCGACAAGAGCGUCGGUGCUGUUGUUAUCACCGGUCAGGGUAAGGCUUUCGCUGCUGGUGCCGAUAUCAAAGAGAUGGCUGAUAACACAUAUGCACACAAUGUACAGAAGAGCUUCCUUGAACACUGGAAUGGCGUUGCUAAAGCUAGAAAACCUACUAUUGCUGCUGUUAAUGGAUAUGCUCUCGGUGGAGGUUGCGAGUUGGCAAUGAUGUGCGACAUUAUCUAUGCGGGUGAAAAAGCCAAAUUCGGUCAACCAGAGAUAGCAAUUGGCACGAUACCCGGUGCAGGUGGCACACAACGUCUAACGCGUGCCAUUGGCAAAAGUAAAGCUAUGGAAAUUGUAUUGACUGGUCAACAAUUUAGCGCUCAAGAUGCAGAAAAAAGUGGACUCGUCAGCAAAGUCCUGCCCGAUGAUCAACUCGUUAGUGAGGCUGUGAAGCUGGGUGAAAAAAUCGCUGCUCAUUCGCAGGUCGCUGUGGCUAUGGCUAAGGACUCUGUGAACAAAGCAUAUGAAACCACUUUGCAGCAAGGAUUGGACUAUGAGAAAAGGCUGUUUUGGGGCACCUUUGCGUUGGCUGACCAAAAGGAAGGAAUGAAGGCGUUCGUCGAGAAGCGUGCUCCUAAGUUCAUCAACGAGUAGGGAGUUUGCACGACAUCACAGCCAAUAUGCAUUUUGUAUUUUUUCUAUUCCGAACGAUCCAGAGUACGCUUAUCAAUGUUAAAGAUAUAUUUUUUAUAUGAAAUGUUUGUCUCGCCUUUUGUAAACGUUUGUACAGAUUAUUAAAAAUGCCGUUGCU